Cinara cedri is the source of this 935-nucleotide messenger RNA. The record is from the annotation of a GenBank genome assembly. Lineage: Eukaryota; Metazoa; Arthropoda; Insecta; Hemiptera; Aphididae.
AUGACCUUGAGUGGUUGUGGUAGUCUGGUCCUCCAGGUUGGGGAUUAUGCGUAGGGCUAACAACCCUGCCAUGUGAAAUCAACCUUGUUCAGGAUACAACAAUAAACUUGCCUCGGAUAUGUGGAGCUUUGGAGAACAAGACUGGAAAACGGAAACCUGGCUUAUCUUUUGGAACUUGGAACGUUCGCACACUUUUCAAACCGGGAGCAGCACAAUGCUUAGUCAAAGAAAUCAGGAGAUAUAAUUUAGGAGUGGUAGCCUUGCAGGAGAUUAGGUGGAAUGACAAAGGUACCUUGGAUCUUCAAGACAGGACUAUAUUCUACGGAGAAUGUAAUGAUCGAAGACAAUUUGGAACGGGUUUUGCUAUACACAAAAGUAUAGUUCCUUUGGUAACAGAAUUUAAAAGUACUAACCCUAGGAUAUCAACAUUGAAGAUUAAAGGGAAAUUUUUUGAUAUCACUUUCCUGAAUGGACAUGCACCUACGGAGGAAAAAACGCAAGAGGAAAAGAACGAAUUCUACAAUAACUUGGAACACACGCUAAACGAAAUACCACGAAAUAGAAUUAGAAUAGUCCUAGGCGACUUCAAUACCAAGUUAGGGAAGAAGAACAUAUUUCGGUCAUCGAUUGGUAUCCAUAGCCUUCACGAUGUAACUAGUGAGAAUGGACUCAGGCUUAUAGAUGUUGCAAAUGAUGGAGGACUUAUUGUAAAGACCACGAUGUUCCCACGUAAAGAUAUUUAUAAGGGUACAUGGAAGGCACCAAAUGGUAGAUAUGUCAGUCAGAUAGAACAUGUCCUGAUAAAUACUAGGUUCAAAAACUGCGUACAUGAUGUUAAAACUGUAAGAGGUGCUGACUGUGAUUCAGACCACUACCUAGUUAAAGGAAAGCUGAAAGUAAAACUCAAGAAACUAAUCCAUAGUAGAGGAACGUAA